UCCUCCCCUAUAAAUAUAUACACGCGCAUACGCAUACAAGUAAUUCAACAUCACAAAUUGCACCGCCGCGAUGUCGCCGGAGAAGAACAGUUUCUUCUCCUCUUCCUCCUCCUCGGAGACCGCCGCCGUCGCAAAAUCAAAUCCGACGGUACCGGAGCUUCCUCCGCCAAAAAAACCGAAGCGCAACAUGUACGCCCUCGCCUGUUCCUUCCUUGCUUCCAUGACCUCGAUCUUACUCGGCUACGAUAUCGGAGUUAUGAGCGGAGCUAUAAUUUAUAUCGUGAAAGAUAUUCAUAUGAACCACGUCCAGAAGGAGGUUAUAAUGGGGAUACUGAAUCUAUACUCGCUUAUCGGCUCCGCCGCCGCCGGUAGGACCUCCGAUUGGAUCGGCCGGCGGUACACGAUAGUGUUGGCCGGAGCUAUUUUCUUCCUCGGGGCGCUGCUUAUGGGAUUCGCUACGAACUACGCGUUCCUCAUGAUCGGGAGAUUCGUCGCCGGAAUUGGCGUCGGAUACGCUUUGAUGAUCGCGCCGGUGUACACGGCGGAGGUGGCGCCGGCGGCGUCGCGCGGCUUCCUCAGCUCUUUUCCGGAGGUUUUCAUCAAUUUCGGUAUAUUGCUCGGCUACGUGUCAAACUACGGCUUCUCGAAGCUUCCACAGAAUCUCGGCUGGCGAUUUAUGCUCGGCGUCGGAGCUAUUCCGUCGAUCGCCAUCGCCAUCGGCGUCCUGGCCAUGCCGGAGUCUCCACGGUGGCUGGUCAUGCAAGGUCGCCUUGGCGAAGCCAAAAGAGUCCUCCAGAGAACCUCCGAUUCGCCGGAGGAAGCCAAGGUCCGCCUCGCCGACAUCAAGGAAGCCGCCGGCAUACCGGCGGACUGCGACGACGACGUAGUCGCCGUCACCAAGCAGCACCACGGCGAAGGCGUCUGGCGCGAGCUCCUCCUCCGCCCAACGCUUUCGGUGCGCCACAUUCUAAUGUGCGCCGUCGGAAUCCAUUUCUUCCAGCAGGCCAGCGGCAUCGAUUCCGUCGUCCUCUACAGUCCGACGAUCUUCGAGAAAGCCGGCGUGAAGAAGGACAACGACAAGCUCCUCGCCACCGUCGCCGUCGGAUUCGUCAAGACGACCUUCAUCCUCGUCGCGACCUUCUUCCUCGACAAGGUCGGCCGCCGGCCGCUGCUCCUGUCCAGCGUCGCCGGAAUGAUCGUGUCGCUCACGGCGCUAGGGUUCGCGCUAACAGCCGUCGACCGCUCCGGCGACGAGAAAUUGGUUUGGGCGGUUGCGCUGUGCAUAACCGCCGUACUUGCCUACGUGGCACUAUUCUCCAUAGGGAUGGGGCCGAUCACGUGGGUGUAUAGCUCGGAGAUAUUUCCGCUCAGGCUGAGGGCGCAGGGUUGCAGCAUGGGGGUGGCGGUGAACCGCGUGACUAGCGGCGUGGUGUCGAUGACGUUUCUGUCGCUGACGAACGGAAUUACCACCGGCGGCGCGUUCUUCCUAUACGCGUCGGUGGCGGUAGUGGCGUGGGUGUUCUUCUUUGCUUUGCUGCCGGAGACGCAAGGGAAGACGCUGGAGGAAAUGGAGGCACUGUUUGGGACAUUUUUCCGGUGGCGGAGCUCUCUGGCGGCAUUGGAUGAGAAGAAGAAGCGUGACGUGGAGAUGAUCUGAAAAGCCUGACGGUAAAGGGUUAAGAAAGUUAAGUUAUGUAUAUGGUAAGGACUUUUAUGUUAUUUCCGAUAUGCUAAGCUUAUUACUCUUUAUGUCAUCUACCAAUAUACUCCUAUGUUACAGUUA
This is a messenger RNA of Andrographis paniculata, 1783 nucleotides long. Its product is annotated as polyol transporter 5-like. The transcript is spliced from 4 exons. NCBI's taxonomy places the organism in Eukaryota, Viridiplantae, Streptophyta, Magnoliopsida, Lamiales, Acanthaceae. The record is from RefSeq and is a predicted model, not a curated record. Gene Ontology annotation, biological process: transmembrane transport. Gene Ontology annotation, molecular function: carbohydrate:proton symporter activity. Gene Ontology annotation, cellular component: membrane. The coding region runs from base 71 to 1657 and encodes 528 amino acids.